AUGCCGUUCGUGUCUUUGAAAUGGCCGACCGCAUCCAAGCGGGACAUUGGGAUGAUCGAGCACAUUCUGUCGAAGAUUGCCGAAGAAGAUCAUUUCUUCAAGACCCUGUUAGACUUUAGCAAUAUGUUCAAGGCGGGCUUGAUCAGCGAGCUUGAGUACGCCCGAAGGAAAAAGGAGAAAGAGGAAGAAGCGAGGACGAAUAUGGCUGGGGGUAGGGCGAUGACCGACACAACAAGGAGGCAGCUGGAGUCUCGAGCACCUCUACAGUAG
Prunus armeniaca (apricot) is the source of this 270-nucleotide messenger RNA. The record is from the annotation of a GenBank genome assembly. Lineage: Eukaryota; Viridiplantae; Streptophyta; Magnoliopsida; Rosales; Rosaceae.